Molecule: messenger RNA, 351 nt
Organism: Didymosphaeria variabile
Lineage: Eukaryota; Fungi; Ascomycota; Dothideomycetes; Pleosporales; Didymosphaeriaceae
Exons: 1
Coding region: 1-351 (116 amino acids)
Source: RefSeq, a predicted model, not a curated record
AUGUGCUUUUACGAUAUGCACCGAUUCGCUUGUGGCGAUUGGAAGUGGGGCAACUUCCGCCAGCACUGCGCCAAGGAGUACCGCAUGGGCGAGACGUGCGGCAUGAAGCUCGUGAACCACACCAUCCAUGUCCCGCAGAAGUGCAAGAUCUGCGAGAAGGUCGAAUGCAAGCAGAGGAAGCGGGCCGCAGAAGUGGACCGCAUCCACCGCUGGCAACGCGAGGGAAACAGGUUCCGGGCAUCCAUUGACAAAUCAGUGGAAGCGAUUGCCAACAUUGACGUCGAAAUCCGGAACUUGAACUACGAGAUGGCACGCCGACGCCAACAGAUUGGCGCUCAAGCUUGUGCCUGA